AUACUAAUUAGGCCUAAUGUAAUUAAUUAUUAGUUUAUUAGGCCUAACUAAUAGUAGAUCUAGUAAUAGGGCUUACUUAAUUUUAAUUUGUUUAACAAUGUGUAGUAACUAUGACCAAAGGCCAUGUGCAUGGAUCUAGUAUGGAUUAAGAAUGGCCAGUUUUUGCACCAAGUUUAUUUCAAUAUACUUCAAGUUGUGAUAUUGAGUUUGUUAUGUAGAUCUAUUUAGGAUUUAUUCAAUUCAAUAUAUAAAAACUCAAGCAAGCUCAAAGACAAGCCACAACAAGAAGGCGUAUAAAGAUGGAUGAUGGAUGUCCUACCCCGCUGGGAGAGAUGGACUUACUGGACAGUGACCAUUUCAAGUAUCUGUUAUUCUUUGUAUUUACUACACCUUGAGGGCAAAAAAUUAAAGAGUGAUUUGUACUAUUCCAAUUUUCAAGCUGGGUGGUCUUGGAUAGCAAGCGAUCAGGACCUCACAGAUUUAGAGUGGUUGGUGUGGAGGAAUUGGCUGACAACCUUUCUAUUUUACAAUGGUUUACAUAUUGUCAUUUCACAACUAUGCUUUUGCCUCAAAGUUCAACCUCAGAUGCGAGCAGCUAUUGUGGUAGUGUAUGACCUAAGUGCUAUUGCUCUUGUCCUGGGGCUGAGGCCACUGGCUAUGUUUCUUCUCAAGUUCUUCAUUGUGUAUCUCCUGACCUACACACAGAGGAUUUCUCUUCUCACCAUCACAUGUUGUACCUUCACAGCCUUAUCCCUCAGCCGUACUUUUGUCUACACGCAGGUCGAGUACCUAGCCCUAACUACUAUGGACCUUCGCUUUUUGUAUCAGGUUUCCAAUGGGUUUUUUGAACUCAACCUGUUUUCAUUUGCUGUUGAAAAAGUGAAACUCUCCACCUCCAAGGCCACGACUAGACCAACCCUCUUUGAUUACAUGUACUAUGUCUUUCAUGUGGGCAAAUUUUUUGAUGGCCCCAUUUAUCUGUUUCCUCAGUUCUACUCUGACAGCCAGACCUCCAGCAGCCCCAUCCCCAGGUGCUGGAGGGAGAGCCUCUUCAGGGUUGCUCGGCUCAUCUUUUGGGCUCUGUUUUUGGAGCUACAGGCUCAUUUUUUGUAUUUGAGUGCCCUGGGAGAAAAUUUGGAUGGGGUUAAACAAUUAUCACUUCCUGCACUUCUUGGCAUGUGCUACAUCCAAGGUCAGUUUUUCAUGGUCAAGUACGUGCUGUUGUAUGGCAUGAGUGGAGAGUUUUUGAGAUUAGACGGGGUUAGUCCCCACCCAUGGCCUCGCUGCAUCAGCUGGGUCUACUCAUAUGUUGAUAUGUGGAAGCACUUUGAUGUUGGUCUCUAUCAAUUUAUGAAGACAUACAUCUACACUCCAUUGGGAGGGUCUACAGCAGGGCCCAUCAGGAGAGUUUUGGCCUCUGGUAUUUGUUUCUUCUUCAUCUACGCCUGGCAUGGUGCCACUAAAGCCUUGUUCAUAUGGUGUUUGGGAAAUUAUUUGACAGGACUUCUUCAGGCUGCUGCCACUGCACUUGAGCAUUCACACUUUGGACUGAGACUGAAAUCCUACCUAGGAGCGCGCAAUGAACAGCGACUGAGAGCCUUUCUGAUAACUCCCAUCUACAUCACUUCAUGCUGGCACAUUUUUUAUUUUUUCUAUGGUGACAAGAUUGCAUGGAACAUUGCUGAGAGAAUGUUUUUCAAAGCCUCCUGGGGUCCUGUCUGCAUCCAGUAUUUUAUUUUCACGUCUGGUAUCCAUUGUGCUCUGCAGCUCCGGCAAAAGUUUGCUCGAGGUUGCCAGGAAAUGAAAAGUCAAUCCUCAUGUGACAAAAAAAAGCAAUAAGAAGUUAAAGUCAAAGUUUUGUUUUAUUUACAAAUAAAAUUGGACAUGAAA
Molecule: messenger RNA, 1890 nt
Organism: Physella acuta
Lineage: Eukaryota; Metazoa; Mollusca; Gastropoda; Physidae
Product: protein-cysteine N-palmitoyltransferase HHAT
Biological process (GO): protein palmitoylation
Cellular component (GO): endoplasmic reticulum
Molecular function (GO): palmitoyltransferase activity
Source: RefSeq, a predicted model, not a curated record